Molecule: messenger RNA, 4256 nt
Organism: Lytechinus pictus (painted urchin)
Lineage: Eukaryota; Metazoa; Echinodermata; Echinoidea; Temnopleuroida; Toxopneustidae
Exons: 3
Coding region: 1305-1877 (190 amino acids)
Source: RefSeq, a predicted model, not a curated record
GAUGAUAUCGCUCGUGUGUUGAAUAAAGUACAGUCUGUCAACCCACCAGACGUGAAGAUUGCAUUUUUGCUUGGGGAUAUCGAACAAAAUUAUCAAACUGGCAAGAAUCAAGAAGGAAAUGAAGUUCUUCUUUUAAACUUGAGGGCCCUUAAGGGCCUAUCAUGACAUCUAAAUUUAUGAUACCUGUACCCCCAAAACCCUCAAACGAGAAUCUUUUGCUGUGCUCGUAGAUUGAAUAUUUAUCCUUUUAUACAUCACACUGCCAAAAACACCGGUGUUAAUUUAACACCAGACCGGUAUCUAUAUCGGAAAACACCGGGGAAGUGUUGAAACAACACCAGUUAAGAAUCGAACCGAUAAUGGUUUAACACUGAUCGGUGUUGUUUAAAUGCCUAUCUGGUCACUGGUGGUAACCUAAAAAGUCAAAGUGGUGUUGUUUCAGAUACCGAGAUGGUGUUGAAUUAGCACCGGUGUUUUUGCAGUGCAUCUUUGCGUGAUUAUUAUGUUCUCUAAUAUAGGUAUGAGUCUAAUUUAAUACGUAUGCAUAACAACUUUGCAUUUUCUAUUUGACAUCAAUAAAUGCGAAUAAAUAGGAAAAAUCAAAUGCGAUUUACAAAAUGAAACUUCCAUGAAUUCCACUGCCUAUCACACGUGGGUCGAGCAGUUGAUAGCACACGUGUGCAUGAGAAUACAGGAACUCUCUGUGAAUUUAGUGCCAUGUUUUCAUCAAUCUCUAUUAUCGAAUUUCUCUCCUUGUUGACGGAUUCAGAAACACGUCCCUGGGGAAAAACAACCUGCUAACUUCACAAAAGAGACACGCCCCUUUUAUUAUCCUCACGCUCACUCCUCGCGAGUCAGGUCAGCCAGCACUAUUGAUUGACAUCCUGCUCGGCCAAUAGAAAUCCAGGAUUCGCCCCAGCUCCCUCCCGCGCUGCCGUGAUUGGCUGUUCGGCGAGAAUAGUCUUUAUUGACAGCAGGUCCUUGACUUCUUCCCAGGCAAACAAAAGUUGUUUUCAAUUUCUGACGAAGCCAUAGCACACAGAACUGCACCGAAGAGCCCGCGAGCAAUGGGAAAUACGUAUAAAUAGACAGGAUCGCACUGUUGUUGUCAAAUUAGAAUUGAACCUCUGACUACCAACAUCGUAUACCUCAAACAUCUUAGGAUUCUUGACUUGCAAACUGUUUAUUACUAAACCUUUUCCAUCGAAAGCAAUAUUCAGUCUACCGUACGUUUGCUCCACCGCUUUAUACUUCUGAAUACACUUUCUUCGUCGAGGACACAACUGAUCUUCUAAUUUUACAAGAUGAAUAUCUUCCAGAUCCAGCUUCUGCUUCUUGAAGUCUUGGUUUUCAUCUCGUUGUCGAUUGCAAUCGCACCGCAGCGAGGAUGGCCUCUUAACAUAGUCCCCGGUGACCUUCCAACCACUGACCUGCCCGCACCGGCCAGGGAUCAGCAGGACGUCCAGGAGACCCUUGAUGAACUCGAACGGGAGACCUUCCGAAAGAUCACCGAACACGAGCUGACCAGAGACAACCGACAGUAUACACCGCACAAGUGCUGCAAGAUCGGCAAGAAGGUCGCCGACAAGGGUCUCUUCUGUACCAUCGACCUCAUGCAAGUUGAGAAGAAGAACAACCAGGUCUACAGACGGAAGAUGAAGUUCCUCGAUUCCGUGCGUCAGGAUUCCGACGUGGCAUACAAAUCCUUGAUGACCAAGGUCGAGAAGUGCUACCCCAACAAGGCCUCAAGGUCAAUGUUCAGCAAGUGCUGCGAGUGGCAACUGCAGAUCAACACAGACGUCGACAACUGCAAAUACCUGGAGUCAAGAGAGGCCAGGAGAGAGUGCAAACAAAGAGUAAGGGCGCGGGACGCAUAGGUGAUAAUGUCUUGAAGAUGUUCAUGCAAAGACUCAACGACUAUGAGAACAGACAUUGUUGUAAAUUGUACAUUCAGUUAUAACCAGACUAUCGCGUUCUUCCAUUUUUGAAGCAGAGUGAUGGAGGUGAGAUGCACUACUGUAAGAUCCUGAUGUAUGAAAAAGGGUUCUGCAUUUUGUAACAUUUGCCCUUGUCAGGUGACUCUAAGCUGUCAGUGCCUUCAAUGAAUAUUAAAGUUAUUAUAUUGUCCACGUCGUUGAUUGCGACAUAGAACCUCCAAAUCCCUUAGAGACAACGUUCAGAGCUUUCUGCACUAUUACGUCAGGUAGAAUUUAGAAUGAAGUAUAUCCAUAAGCUCCAAACAUCGCCAUGAUGAUAAUGAGUGACUAACUCAGUAAUCAUUAUUUGAAAAUACGCAUCUCAGUAUAAAACAGGUUCAAUCAACAAUAAUCAUAUUAAUGAUGUGGGUAUCGUUUACUAAAGGGUACUUUGUUUUCAUUUUUAAAAAGUCCCAAGAUGCGGAGGAGUGAAUCACGGAAAAUGUCAAGAAAUAAACUGAAUGAUUUUUAAUGGCAAUUGUUACCAGCUACUGAAAUCAUUCAAUCGAAUUUGCUGAGACAGAAAUUAUGUUAGUUUAAUCACUGGAUUGACGUUCCAUGAAACGUUUCCAAGAAUUUAAUUUACCUUCACUACCAUGGGGUAGAUGUAUGAUUCAAAAAAGUAUUUAUAUAUUGAAGGCUGUUUCGUAAAGCUGUCUGUAAAACUAUGAAGAGGCCAAAUUUGAGCCCCCUUUUUCCCAUGGGGUCGGUCUGUUACACCAAACGCAAACUGCGAAUGCGCGCGCGUCUGGUUGGCUAGUAUUAUAUGCUGUCUAAUAUUAUAUUAAUAUUAAUUUUACGAACAGCUUUAUGAAAUUCCCCGAUCUUUUUAAAACUAAUUUAUUAUUCACUCCGCUUUUCGAAUCAUACGUACAUGUAUAUAAUGAGGAAGCUUGUAAUAAGGUAUUUUAUGGAACAUUUGUUUAUGGUUUAUCAUCACUGUCAGUAUUCUGUUGUGCGUUCGCAUGUAUAUAAAUAGUGUAAAUGAUUUGCAAGCAUUUCACUCAUUUUUAGAAUGCAGCUUAUAUCUAAACACUUUAUUGUUUCAUUAUUUCAAGUUCUGUGUACAUUCAACGUUUCAAACGUAUACGAGGUUUUGGAAGGGUCAAAUUAAUACUCGCUGGCCCUUUUGUUAGUGAGGGUUUCGGAGAAAUUUUGUGGCAAUAGCAACGAACCUCGAGUGUAAUUUAUUGUUUUUUGUUGUUGUCCCACCCCCUCCCCAAAGGUCAAGAUAAUCUGAGCUCGGUAACACAAAUGUUUGCAAUCAAUCGCUAAAUACCAAUGACCAAUCAAGAUCAUCGUGGCAUGCGCACUUAGUUUGUAAUACUGACCGGGAACCAAUAACAGCGGUUCUUUCAUAUUUGCAAUUCAUCGCAAACCUUUGUGUUACGGAGCCCAGGUAUUGUUAGCAUAAUCUUAUGGUCAAUAUGCGAUUGUACUAGUUUUCUUUAUUUAUUAUGAUUUAUUGAUGGUGGUUUUCUGUGUAUACGGCCAGUGGUCAAUUUGGAUUCAAUUCGCGCACGUGUUCUUACCGGUUCUGUUUUUGUUUACUUGACCAACGGUGUGCAGUCAUUGUCCAUUUUAAGUGACCGAGAGCUGACCAUCACAGUGGAAGCGUUUUUUGUGUGCUUCCCUCCCUCUUACUAUGUUUACUGUUGGAAACAUUUCAAAGCUGUAUUUGCACUCUUUGGCCCAGGGGUUUAAGCCUAGAUGACGGGUGUCCUUGGAUUUAAUUUCAACAAUUUACUUCUGGGAAUGUUUUGUUUACUUGCCACGAAGACAUUUCUAAUGACGAUUUCAUUUUCUUCGUCAUGAUUUCAAUGAAUGAGUUGUAAUGUUGAAAUUUCUGAGGAAGACGAAUACUCCGUGCGAGUUCGCUACCGGUACUGUUUCGUCGCACGGCUGGCAGAAGGGCGUUAGCUCAAUUUUCUCCCGUUGUAUGAUAGAGUUUUGAUAGCUCUUUAAUUUGGUAUAACUGUACUCGCCUACAAUGACGUAGUAUUAAAAAUAACGACGCAAUCCCGCCUUGUAAAAGGGCACAAUCCUUCGCUGUCAAAAACUACUUUUCAGAGUUCGCGCCCCUUAACGCACUUCUGCCAACCGCGCGAUGGUUUUUAUAUCGCACACGCUGAAAUACACAAGAUGUUCAUUGUCUUUAAUGUUUUAUUUUGCGGAAUAAUUGUCUUCUUUCGUCACUAGAUAUACAUAAUCAUGUGUUAGCAUACAGCGAGUGUUGUAUGUAUAAGUACUGUAAUAAUAUCUCAUGUGCAAAUAUCGUAA